Cladocopium goreaui is the source of this 1433-nucleotide messenger RNA. The record is from the annotation of a GenBank genome assembly. Lineage: Eukaryota; Dinophyceae; Suessiales; Symbiodiniaceae.
UCAAGACUUUGAGCAAGCUGAGAGCAGCUCAGCCACGCCAACACGAAACUGGACAGCACACAUGGCUGAAGCGGAAGAAGUGGCGGAACUGUUUUGCUGCGGCAUUUGCGAAGAUCUCAUGCUAGCCCCCAUCACGUUGGUAUGUUGCGGCCGUUCCUUUUGCAAGGAGUGCUUGCGGCUGUGGAUCAAAACCAACGCACAACAAGGGGGCAUCCCCCGCUGUCCUGGGGGCUGCACGCAAAAAGUCCCUUUCCGCCUACCACAACAUUCAAUAGCGCUUCGAAAAGCCAUGGAACAGCUGGUACCAGAGAGGUUGGCUGUUCGAGUGAAGGAGGCAGAAGAAGAGGCUUCCGAAUGCCUUGGUGGCUUUAAGGCCUGGGGAGACAUCGCCGCAAGCCGUGACAUCUUGUAUGGCAGCAACAUCAUCGUGCGUCAGGGUUCUCCAGGGAUCAUCGUUGGAAACUGCGAGGAUGGAUGUCAUUUGACCGUGAAGUUCGACGAACGAGAGGAUGGAUCAGAGCUUUGUGUUAAUGUUGUUCCGGAGGCCCUGAUGCUGCCUUUGCCUGGUGGCUUCCGAUUGCAUCAGAAAGUUGUCGCGCUCUAUGAGCUUCUCCUCAAUUCAGAUAUGAAAGUCCCAUUGGGCUCAGUUGGUCACAUCAUUGGAAGCCUCGGGGGAGACAGAGUUACCGUCCUCUUUGAGCCGGCGAAGCAAGCCGCUGAUGAACCGCGAAACAUUCCAGAAUAUCCGGUGAGUGUGAACAUUCGAGAAGUUGCAGCUCAAAGACCCUUGGUGGGUGGUUUCAGCAUUGCUCAGCGAGUGCAAGCAUCAAUGUCACUGGUGGUGGGUAGCAAGGUGGUGGUGCAAGCAGGAUGCCGAGGAACUGUCUUGGCCGAGUUCAGCGAUACGCGCCUCACAGUGGUCUUUGAGACAUCUGAGACUGGCACCCCCAGCUGUUUCAACGUCCUCCCGUUGGAGAUCCUACCCUGGUGCGAGUUGCCACCCCACCUACCGGCUGGAACUUUCGUGAAGGCAGCCCAACACUUGAUGAGUCCUUGCACCAUCAUUGUUCACGCAGGUACCAAGGGCACCAUUCUUGGUGGAGUUGACCCAACUCUUGUCUUUGUCUCCUUCGAAAAUGGCCCUGCUGUUGCCGCAGCGAUCAACACCUUGGAACAGAUUGGAGAUGAGGCAGACGAGAAAUUGGACAACGAGGAGACUGUGGUGCCUGAUGCUGGCGAACUCUCUUCCAUCGAUGCGGAACCAUCAGACGAGGAGACUCCAGAUGCUGAAGCCGGCAAUGGGUUCGCUUGUGCAGUAUCGACUCCCAUUAACUCAUCUCGAGUGACAGCCGUUUUGAACGCGGACUGAUCAACCCGGAACUUUGAAAGCUCUACCAGCAUUUCACUGGCACGUUUGAUUCCUGAAAUUGUCC